This is a messenger RNA of Micromonas commoda, 2247 nucleotides long. RefSeq lists its product with no specific name. NCBI's taxonomy places the organism in Eukaryota, Viridiplantae, Chlorophyta, Mamiellophyceae, Mamiellales, Mamiellaceae. Gene Ontology annotation, cellular component: 90S preribosome; nucleolus. The record is from RefSeq and is a predicted model, not a curated record. The transcript has a single exon. The coding region runs from base 1 to 2247 and encodes 748 amino acids. Gene Ontology annotation, biological process: endonucleolytic cleavage in ITS1 to separate SSU-rRNA from 5.8S rRNA and LSU-rRNA from tricistronic rRNA transcript (SSU-rRNA, 5.8S rRNA, LSU-rRNA).
AUGGCCAAGGCCAAGGAGAUGUUCGACAGCGACAGCGACAGCGGUUCGGACAGUGAAGGGUCCGAUGCGAGCGACUCCGGCGCGUCGAGCGGCUCGGAUAGCGCCGACGCGAACGUCAAGGGCGCCAAGGACUCAUUUACAAUCAACGAAAAGUUCGCCGCGCGGUUCGAGCACAACAAGCGCAGGGAGGAGAAGCAGCGGCUGGAGGAGAAGCUCAAGCGCGAGUACAUCAUCGGCGACGGAGGCUCCGACGACGACUCCGGCACGAGCUCGAGCGAGUCCGACGAGGGGGAGAUCCCGCGGAAGAUGGAGGAGCAGUUCGCUCGGGCACUGGCGAAGAUAAAAAAGCGAGAUCCGUCGAUCUACCAGCCCGACGCGAAGCUCUUCUCGGACGACGACUCCGAAUCCGAAUCCGGCUCCGGCGACGAGAAGAAGGGCAAGAAGAAGAAGCCCAAGAAGCAGACGCUGCGUCAGGUGGUCGCCAACCAGCUCCUCGAGGGCGGCGCGCGCGCCUUUGAAGAUGAGGACGCCGACGACGCCGAGCCAAAGGACGACGGCAAGAAGUCCUACGUCGAGGAGCAGGCGGAUCUCAAGAGGGCGUUCAAGGACGCCGCCGAGGGCAGCGACGGCGACGACGAGUCCUCCGACUCGGAUUCCGACUCCGCGGGGGGCUUGCGGGUGAAGAAGAAGGCGGGCGAUGCCGAGUCAGACUCGGACUCGGAGGGCAUGGGAGACGAGGCUAAGAAGGCUUACGGCGAAUACUUCGACGCCGAGGAGGCGGAGGACGGCGCGAGCAAGGAGGAGGCGUUCCUCCGCGACUUUAUCAUGAACGAGAAGUGGAAGGAGGACGAGACCAAGCUCAACAUCAUCGGCGGCGGGCACGGCUCCAGCUCGGAAGAGGAGGUUGAGGAGGCGGAGAAAUUCGAGGCCAAGUAUAACUUUCGCUUCGAGGAACCGGACGGCGCCAACAUCGUCUCGCACGCGCGCCGCAUCGAGGGCACCGUUCGCAGGGAGGACACGUCCCGCCGCGACAAGAGGCGCGAGCGCAAGGAGCGCAAACUCGCCGAGAAGGAACGACUCAAGGCGGAGGUUCGCCGAUUGAAAAACUUGAAGCGCGAGGAGAUUCAGCGAAAGAUGGCGCAGAUCGCCAGCGUCGGCGGUCUCGCCGGCGCCGAGGCCGUCGCGGCGGCUAACCUCAACAAGGAGUUCGACCCCGAGGAGCACGACAGGCUCAUGGCCCAGAUGUACAACGAGGAGUACUACGAGGCUGGGCCCGACGAGGACGAGGAGGAACUCGAAAAACCCGUCUUUGGCGAUCUCGACGAGGAGGUCGCCGCCCUGGUCGGCAAAGGCGGCGUGGACGGCGCGGGGAGCGCGGCGGUCGGGAACGAGAGGCUCGCGAAGCUCAGGGAUGCGCUCACGGCGACGGGGUCCGGGCGGGUGGACGACGGCGGCGACGACAUCGACGACGAGGACGACGACGCCGAGGACGAGGAGGACGACUUUGACGGGAGCGACGGUAGCGACGAGGAAGCGGGGUCGGACGGCGACGAGGAGGCGCCGAACGCGGGCAACAAGUUCAGCAAGCGCGCGGCGAAGCGGUGGAAGAAGGAGCUCAUGGCUAAGAUGGAGGAGUACUACAAGCUGGACGCGGAGGAUUUCAUAGACGACAUGCCGUGCAGGUUCAAGUACAAGCAGGUGGCGCCCUCGAUGUACGGCUUGAACACCAAGGAGAUACUCGCGAUGACCGACAAGCAGCUCACGCAGAUCAUGCCCCUGAAGAAGCUCGCGCCGUACAGGCACGACUCGGACAUGCAAACCGACGCAAAGGUGAAGGCUAGGGCGCAGCGCAUGGCGCGCGAGUUCCUCGCCGAGGCUGAGAAAUCGCAGAAGGAGCGCAAGAAGAACAAGGGGAAGAAGAAAAAGAAGGCUGCCGGCGCCGACGACGACGGCAGCGAGAGCGAGAGCGAGGACGAGGACGCGGUCGCGGCGGCCGCCGCGGAGGAGCGCAAGGCUUCGUACGGCGCCAAGGCUUGGGGUAAACACAACAUGGACAACAAGCCCGGGCGGAAGCGCAAGGCAGCGGAGGAGGCCGAGAACGGCAACGGACACCACGCGGAGGAGAAGAUCGCAGCCGCAGCCGACGACGCUCCGGCCGCGGGGCAGGGCAAGAACGCCAAGAAAAACGCAAAGAAGCGCGCGAAGAAGAAGGAGGCGGAGGCGGCGAAGGCCGCCGGCAUGAUAUGA